Messenger RNA from Varroa destructor (honeybee mite), 2046 nucleotides. RefSeq names its product mitochondrial ribosomal protein L13 (gene mRpL13). Lineage: Eukaryota; Metazoa; Arthropoda; Arachnida; Mesostigmata; Varroidae. Gene Ontology annotation, cellular component: mitochondrial large ribosomal subunit; ribosome. Gene Ontology annotation, biological process: translation; negative regulation of translation. Gene Ontology annotation, molecular function: mRNA binding; structural constituent of ribosome. The record is from RefSeq and is a predicted model, not a curated record.
UUCCUUUACUAUAGCCCUUUCUCGAUGCGGGGAAACCGGUCGACCUCUGCAUUAAAAGGAAACUUGAUUAAUGUAUUUUAUUGAAUUUGAUUUUCACUAGAAAAUCGUGAAUUCAAUCUGUUAGUACUGGUGCAAUGGAGAAAAAUAAUCUAGGCGCAUGGUAAAACACAGGUCUAUUAAGCCGCCGUUUUCCUAGGCAAAGUUUCACUAAUUUUAAGUGAAUCUGUUAACUAUUUUUCGUUCAGCUGGACGUGUGAGGAAUCCGUAGAUUAGUAACGGAAAUGAAGCUUACGGCGAAACUCUUGCGGACUGUGCAAGCGGCGGCCGAUCAAAAAUUGACAUUUACUCGCCAGUGGCUUCUCUAUGAUGCCCGGCACCAAAACCCGUUUGAGAGUUCCGAACUCAUUGCGGACGUCUUGCAGGGCAAGAAGAAGCCCAUGUUUCAUCCGAUGCUAGACUCCGGAGAUCACGUUGUUGUGAUCAACUGUAAAGAAAUUGCGAUGCCAUGGUAUGAGUGGAAGUUCAGGAUGUAUUAUCAUCAUACUGAUUACGCUGGCGGAGCAUCUUGGACAUCGGCAUGGGAAAUGCACGAUAGUAACCCAACUAAAGUAAUGGAAAAAGCCGUUUAUCGUGCUAUUCCCGGAGAUCUCCUUCGACGUUUACGAAUGUCGCGACUUCAUCUGUUCGCCGACGACAAAAUUCCAGACAAUAUUAAGCAAAACCUGAGCUACCAACUCCGGCAGCUGAAAUCAAUUCCACGUAAGCUAGAGGAAAUACCCGAGGAAGAGCGAAAAAACUUCCCGAAAUUGUUCGAGCACCCACACGACUUUGUUUUGUAGCUUUGAACAAAUAUUUAACGACAUUUGUCGUGACAGCACUGAAUAAAGGAGUUGCGUUUUACUUUUAGGAAAUGUUUACACUAACAGUUGUCGAUGUGUUGAUUUUGUAGGUGUAAAUGCGGCCAGGACCGGUCGAUUUACGUAUAUUUCGUACAUGGUUGUAGUUUAUUAGGUAGGGGCAAGUAUAUUCUAAAGGCCUUUAUUGUAAAGGGUACUUCAAAGAACGUGUAAAAUCCAUACAUCUAACGCUCAUCGUAAGACAACAAUAAUCUUUGAAGAUAUGACAAUGUGGGUAAUGGAGAUAAUAAUAUCAUAAGUCGUUUCUCAGGGUUAUAUUCAUAAUCAGUCCCCUACUGAGGAACGCGCACUAGCGAUAGUAGCAUUAGCAGUCGCUGGUUAGCUAGCAGUAGCUAGCAGAUCUUUUCGCGGAGUCGCUUUAGAAAUACGUCGAGAUCCAAUGGCAGCUUGAUCUGUUAUAGAGACAGUUCAAGAAACAUAGAGUUCAGCUGAAGUUCAUUGAACUUCACAUAUGGAAUUCACAUAUUGAAAUUCACAUGUGAUCCCGCAGAAAGUCAGUUUUGCAUUGUAGACCUCGACAUCAACGUUCCAAAAGGCUUUUGUUAAAAUCUGGUCAAUAGUGACAUUUUCUGAAGAAUGUAUAUGAUGCGAAAAAAAGGUCUUCCAGGAUUUGAAUUUCGGCCCUCUCAUCUAUAGCAAUAAACAUACCCAUAGAUUAACGACCCACGACAUUUUUUAUUUUAACGACCGAAUUCAUUAUUUACGAGUUAUGCAAUACAAAGAAACUUGUAAAAUUAAUGUGUCUUUUGAAAUACAUAAAAAUUAAAAUUAUAACCAGUAACCCAUCAUCUACCAAAAUUACAUUUGUUUAAUAUAUAUCAAAGUUUUUCAAUGCCGAAGAGAGUUUAACAAGCAUUUCUAUUUCGUUAGAAUUUAAUAGCUUCUCAAUGUUUUUUUUUAGGAACUUGUUGCGAUGGAUAAAAGGGUAAAGACAGAGCGAGUUUUAUACUAGAUUGGCAAAAAAUGUGUUAUAAAAAGAUAAAGCGCUUGGUAGCUUUCUGUUGACUCUGUUAACAGAAAGCUACCAAGAGUCAAGUCAUUUUUAUACCCCUGCUAGAUAUAGUUCACGGUCUAAAUGAUACGCAGCUUGAAGAAUUGACCUGGGAUAAAAGAAAAACUAGAUAAGUUA